Messenger RNA from Panthera uncia (snow leopard), 5197 nucleotides. RefSeq names its product TNF alpha induced protein 3 (gene TNFAIP3). The record is from RefSeq and is a predicted model, not a curated record. Lineage: Eukaryota; Metazoa; Chordata; Mammalia; Carnivora; Felidae. Gene Ontology annotation, biological process: protein deubiquitination involved in ubiquitin-dependent protein catabolic process; protein K29-linked deubiquitination; positive regulation of Wnt signaling pathway. Gene Ontology annotation, cellular component: cytoplasm; nucleus. Gene Ontology annotation, molecular function: cysteine-type deubiquitinase activity; zinc ion binding; DNA binding. The transcript is spliced from 8 exons. The coding region runs from base 797 to 3277 and encodes 826 amino acids.
GGGGGGGUGUAUUAUCCAAGUGUUGGUUGAUCAUAAAUCUGGUUGGCAGUUGAAAUGAUUGAGCUCUAAUGCCUGCUCUUGGAAGUGUGAAAUUUCUUCUUCUGUUAUUGUUAUUUUUCUGUUUCUUAUUCUGAUCUUGUAAAGUUCAGUGGAGAGGUUCUGAAAGAUUGCUUAUUGUCUGGUCUUAAAACUGCAAAGCAUCUUACUGGAAAUAGGCUUUUUUCGUUGGUUAUAACAUACUCAAUUUUAACUCUCUAUAAAUUUUAGAAUACAUUUUAGAAAUAAGCUCUUUAUAAAUAUUUCACCUUGGGGCUAAAGGGGGAAUCAGCAGCCUAUGUGACAGCAUAAUAUUUCAAGAUUUCUCACAAAACAUUUACUUUCCAGUAUAGGGAGGGAGGGCUGACGAGAUGAAUCAAGGCUUUGCCUAAGAGCAAGGGGAGUGGUCAUAGGGGAGGAGCCACGGACUUGUCAGGACUACCUUGUGCCUGGCACUGGCAUUCAGGGCUCCUGAGAUCCAGUGGCUGUGUCAGAGUAGCGUCAGAAUGAGAUGGGGACUUGUUGGUUAUGAGGUACAGUACCUGUCGCUGACAGAUGGGCUUGGCUCCCUGACAAACGUUACUGAAAACACGGGUUAUUCCCCUCCUCCUCAGUACCCACUCUCCGCCUUCCUUCUCUUGUUUAGACUAAUCUGUAAAAGUGAUGUAACUUAAAACAGUCCAGUGUGAGUUCAUCUUGGGGGCCAGCUAGUAUCCUGGGACUAGAGGUGGCUAAGAUCUUUUGCCUACAGAUCAGGGUAAUGACCAGAUCAAACACAGGGGUUUCCUGCCGCCAGCUAUAUAGGAGCGGUAUCGAAGUUGGACUCAUGGAAUGGGUUUUGUGCCCCCCUCUUCUUCAGGUGUUGCAGAGCACCAUGGCUGAACAACUCCUUCCCCAGGCUUUGUAUCUGAGCAACAUGCGGAAAGCUGUGAAGAUACGAGAGAGAACUCCAGAAGAUAUAUUUAAGCCUACCAACGGGAUCAUUCACCAUUUCAAAUCCAUGCACCGGUACACGCUGGAAAUGUUCAGAACUUGCCAGUUUUGUCCCCAGUUUCGGGAGAUCAUCCACAAAGCGCUCAUUGACAGAACCAUCCAGGCCUCCCUCGAAAGCCAGAAGAAGCUGAACUGGUGUCGAGAAGUCAGGAAGCUGGUGGCCCUGAAAACGAACGGUGAUGGCAACUGCCUCAUGCACGCUGCUUCCCAGUACAUGUGGGGCGUUCAGGACACAGACUUGGUCCUGAGGAAGGCACUCUUCAGCACUCUCAAGGAGACAGAUACGCGCAACUUUAAAUUCCGCUGGCAGCUGGAGUCUCUUAAGUCUCAGGAGUUUGUGGAAACGGGGCUUUGCUACGACACUCGGAAUUGGACCGAUGAGUGGGACAGCCUCGUCAAAAUGGCAUCCACAGACACACCCAUGGCCCGAGGUGGACUUCAGUAUAACUCACUGGAAGAAAUACACAUCUUUGUCCUUUGCAACAUACUCAGAAGGCCAAUCAUUGUCAUUUCAGACAAAAUGCUGAGAAGUCUGGAAUCGGGUUCCAAUUUCGCCCCUUUGAAGGUGGGCGGGAUUUACCUGCCUCUCCACUGGCCGGCCCAAGAAUGCUACCGAUACCCCAUCAUUCUCGGCUACGACAGCCAGCACUUUGUACCCCUGGUGACCCUGAAGGACAGCGGACCUGAAAUCCGAGCUGUUCCACUUGUUAACAGAGAGCGAGGAAGAUUUGAAGACUUAAAAGUUCACUUUUUGACCGAUCCUGAAAACGACAUGAAGGAAAAGCUCUUGAAAGAGUACUUGAUGGUGAUCGAAAUCCCCGUCCAAGGCUGGGACCACGGCACCACCCAUUUGAUCAAUGCUGCAAAGCUGGAUGAAGCUAACUUACCAAAAGAAAUAAACUUGGUAGAUGAUUACUUUGAACUCGUCCAGCACGAGUACAAGAAGUGGCAGGAGAACAGUGAGCAAGAGCGGAGAGAGGCGCAUGCUCAGAACCCUUUGGAACCUUCCGUGCCUCAGCUCUCCCUCAUGGACGUAAAAUGUGAAACGCCCAACUGUCCUUUCUUCAUGUCCGUGAACACCCAGCCUUUGUGCCACGAGUGCUCCGAAAGGCGGCAAAACAACCACACUAAGUCCUCAAAGCUGCACUCCAAGCUGGGCCCCGAGGGGCUCCCAGGCAUGGCGGCAGGGGCCUCGCGGGGUGAGGCCUACGAGCCCGUGGGCUGGAGCCCCGAGGAGCCGACCGGGGGGCCUCAUUCGGCCCCUCCGACGGCGCCCAGCCUUUUCCUGUUCAGCGAGACCACCGCCAUGAAAUGCAGGAGCCCUGGCUGCCCUUUCACGCUGAAUGUGCAGCACAAUGGAUUCUGUGAGCGGUGCCACCAGGCCCGGCAGCUUAACGCGGGCCACACCUCGGACAGCAUGAGGCACUUAGACCCCGGGAAGUGCCGAGCCUGCCUGCAGGAUGUCACCAGGACGUUUAAUGGGAUCUGCAGUACUUGCUUCAAAAGGACUACGGCGGAGCCCUCCUCGGGCCUCAGCUCCAGCGUCCCUCCUUCCUGUCACCAGAGGUCCAAGUCGGACCCCUCGCAGCUCAUCCAGAGUCUCUCCCCACACUCUUGCCGCAGAGCCGGGACCGAGGCUCCCUCUGGCUGCCUCUCUCAGGCCCCACGGACUCCAGGGGGAGGGACGAGCAAGUGCAGAAAAGCCGGCUGCAUGUAUUUCGGGACUCCAGAAAACAAAGGCUUCUGUACGCUGUGUUUCAUCGAGUACAGAGAAAACAAACAUUUCGUCGCCGCCUCCACGAAGGCCAGUCCCACGGCCCCCAGGUUCCAGAAUGCCGUCCCCUGCCUGGGGAGGGAAUGCGGCACCCUCGGAAGCACCGUGUUCGAAGGGUACUGCCAGAAGUGUUUCAUCGAAGCGCAGACCCAGAGAUUUCACGAGGCGAAAAGGACUGAAGAGCACCUGAGAUCGAGCCAGCGCAGAGAUGUGCCUCGGACCACACCGAGCGCCUCGAGGCCCAAGUGCGCCCGGGCCUCCUGCAAGAACAUCCUGGCCUGCCGCAGCGAGGAGCUCUGCAUGGAGUGCCAGCACCUCAGCCAGCGAGCAGGCCCGACGCCGCACCGGGGCGAGCCGGCCCCCGAGGAGCCGCCCAAGCAGCGCUGCCGCGCCCCCGCCUGCGACCACUUCGGCAACGCCAAGUGUAACGGCUACUGCAACGAGUGCUUCCAGUUCAAGCAGCUGUACGGCUGACGGCAGCGGUGGCCCGCCCGGCCGCCGGGGGCCUCGAGCCACUAGCCAGCAUGGUGCUAUGCCCUAAACGCACUGACGCCGCCGAGGGCCGUCCCCGAGGCAGAGAGCUCCCGGUGGCUUCCAGCCGGGAGGGAAGAUAAGCUCUCGGUCGCCGUCGCGGGGAGCGUUCCCAGGCGGCCCUCGAGCGAAGCUAGCGACUGGCGGUGGAUGGUGUCGGUCCGGCCCAGAGCUCGUCCUCACCUGCCACGCGGAAGGCCGGGAGCCGCGUGGCCUCGGGAUGCGUGGCAGGACCGCUCUGUCGUCCCGGGCUGGCCGGGGAACCCGGAGCCCUUCCUCUCGGCCAGCCCCGCGUCGGCCUCGCUCACAGACGUGAAGCCGAAGCCCCACGGCCCGCGGGCCCUCUGCCCGACGCCCGGGAAGCUCAGGGAGAGUGGACAUAUUCAGAGAGUCAGUAGUUAGUGGUUUUUCCCCACCUGCCUGGCUCCUUGCCCACGGACACGGCAGAAGCAGAAGCAUCCACAGACUGAUUCUGAGGCUGCUGCGACCGAACACGUUCACACUGAAAAGCAAACCAGCUGCUCUUUACAGUAUGCACCUUGGAAAAAUCCAGUUAUUUCCAUAGGGGGAAGACGUGUGACUCUCUUGGUUAUCACCGUCUUCCCUUCGAAGUUAGGGUGAGGUGUGCAUCAAAGUGUGUACAUGUAUAAUGUGCCCUUAUAUUACAUAUGAGGGAUUUUUUUCUUAUUACGGUGAAAUGCUGCCCUAGAGAUUUAAGUAGGAAGACUGAAUAAUAACCUAUUUUCUGGUUGUUGUCAGGGGCAUCGUCUGUAUAUAGCUUGCGUGAAUUUAACCAGCUGCCUUGUUAAAGUGAGCUCCCUGUUGUGUUUACGUAAGUCACUUUAUUUAUUUUAUUGCAAAUUUCAAGAUUAUUUAAAUGAAGACGUUUCUUCUGCCUGGGGAAAACGCUUGCUGUAGUGUCUUCUUGAAAUUACAUAGGCAUAGUGGUUCGUGUCACCGGCACUGGCACAAGUCCCUGACUGCGUUGGGGAUUUGGCCUCUUCGAUGCACUUUGGUUUGCCUUCCCUAAGAAAGAAGGAAUUGCAUCAAAGGUUAAUUCAUUAAAAGCUCAUGCUUCUUAAUGAAGCUUUCGGUCAGAGCCACUUCUCAGCCAUAUGAUAAGAAACAGUAGAGACAUGCCUCUGAGUAUCCUACCUCCUUAGAGAUAAGAUUAGGAAGGAACAGGGAUGAGAUUGGAGAAGGUCACGGGGAAGGUGUGGCCUUUAAUGAUGGUUUUAUUUGCUAUGCUAACGCUAUGUCCCCAGGUGCUGGCAGUGACCUCACAUCCAGUGGCCCCUUAGCAUUGGGACAGCAAAACCCUGUGACCAUGAGCUUAAGGAAAUUUCUUUCUGUCCUCAGCCUGCAGUUUCUUGUUAUGCUUUGUAUUAUUGUCAUACUUGUUCUAGACAAAACAGGGAAACACAUUGUUCCCAGAGGUAAAGGCUGCCUUUUUUUUUUUUUUUUUUUUUUUUUUUUGGUCUGCAACUUACAAUCUGAAAAUAUUAGCCGUCUAUAACUCUACGUAGCCUUUACAUGUGUUAUCUGACAUGUUUGCCACUUGGGAUGCCACCAGCCUCUUUGCUGGACAUCAAUCUUAAUAAUUUUUUUCUAAAGAUUUUAAAUAAACUUCAGUGUUCAGCUAGUUCUUCUACAGUCGGUAUUUUAAUAUUUUGUGUUUAUCAAUAUUUUCAUUCUUAAUGUGAAAAGAUGGAAUUAUUUAUACUUAAUAUAGAAAGCAUUUGAAAUUUGCACAUUUAGUUGUCCCUAAUAGUUGUUUACUCUGUUGGAUUUCUUCACGUUUUCCUAAAUAAGUGUAACUUUUUACAAAAGUCACUAUUAAAAAAUAAAUUAUUUAAGAACAGA